Oxyura jamaicensis (ruddy duck) is the source of this 3164-nucleotide messenger RNA. RefSeq names its product vav guanine nucleotide exchange factor 3 (gene VAV3). Gene Ontology annotation, molecular function: guanyl-nucleotide exchange factor activity; protein binding. The coding region runs from base 56 to 2605 and encodes 849 amino acids. The transcript is spliced from 27 exons. Gene Ontology annotation, biological process: regulation of GTPase activity; intracellular signal transduction; cell migration. The record is from RefSeq and is a predicted model, not a curated record. NCBI's taxonomy places the organism in Eukaryota, Metazoa, Chordata, Aves, Anseriformes, Anatidae. Gene Ontology annotation, cellular component: plasma membrane; cytoplasm.
CGGCGGGAGCGGGCCGGCACCGGCAGGGCGCCGCGGGGCCCGGGGCGGCCGCAGCAUGGCCGGGAUGGAGCCGUGGAAGCAGUGCGGGCAGUGGCUGAUCAGCUGCAAGGUGCUGCCGCCCAACCACCGGGUCACCUGGGACACGGCACAGGUCUUCGACCUGGCGCAGACGCUGCGCGACGGCGUGCUGCUCUGCCAGCUGCUCAACAACCUGCGCGGCCACUCCAUCAACCUCAAGGAGAUCAACCUGCGCCCGCAGAUGUCCCAGUUUCUUUGCUUGAAGAACAUAAGGACUUUCCUUUCAGCAUGUUGUGAAAUAUUUGGGAUGAAGAAAAGUGAACUUUUUGAAGCAUUUGAUUUGUUUGAUGUGAGAGACUUCGGAAAGGUGAUAGAAACACUCUCAAAACUUUCCCGCACGCCUAUUGCAAUAGCAACAGGAAUAAGACCUUUCCCUACGGAAGAAAGUGUUGAUGAUGAAGAUGUCUACAAAGGUCUUCCUGAUUUAAUAGAUGAAACUGGUGUUGAUGAAGAUGAGGAGCUGUACGACUGUGUCUAUGGAGAAGAUGAAGGCGGAGAGGUUUAUGAAGACCUAAUGAAAGAUGAAGCAGCACAACAACCCAAAUACACUGAAAAUGAUAUAAGAAGCUGUUGUCUCGCUGAAAUAAAACAAACUGAAGAGAAAUACACGGAAACUCUGGAAUCAAUAGAGAAAUUUUUCAUGGUGCCAUUGAAAAGGUUUCUGUCAGCAUCAGAGUUUGAUACUGUUUUCAUCAACAUUCCUGAUUUGGUGAAAAUUCACAGGAGUCUCACACAGGACAUCAAUGAUUCCAUUAUUAACAAAAAUGACCAAAACCUGUAUCAAAUAUUUAUUAACUACAAGGAAAGAUUGGUUAUUUAUGGACAGUACUGCAGUCAAGUGGAGAUAGCCAUAUCAUGCUUAGACAACAUCUCUAAGACAAAAGAAGAUGUUAAACUGAAGUUAGAGGAAUGUUCCAAGAGGGCUAAUAAUGGGAAAUUUACGUUGCGGGAUCUUUUAGUGGUUCCAAUGCAAAGAGUGCUGAAAUAUCACCUACUGCUCCAGGAGCUGGUAAAGCACACUACUGAUUCCAUGGAGAAGGCAAAUCUGAAACUGGCACUUGAUGCAAUGAAGGACUUGGCUCAAUAUGUAAAUGAAGUGAAGAGAGAUAAUGAAACACUCCGUGAAAUUAGACAAUUUCAACUAUCAAUAGAGAAUUUGAAUCACUCCCUCUUACAGUAUGGAAGGCCUCAAGGUGAUGGGGAAAUAAGGAUCACUACAUUAGACAAACGUGCAAGGCAAGACAGGCAUAUCUUCUUGUUUGAUCUAGCCGUAAUUGUUUGCAAACGGAGAGGUGAUAAUUAUGAAAUGAAGGAAAUAAUAGAUCUUCAGAAAUACAAAAUUACAAAUAAUCCCACUACUGAUAAAGAAAAUAAAAAGUGGUCUUACGGCUUCUACCUCAUUCAUAUCCAAGGUCAAAAUGGCUUAGAAGUUUAUUGCAAAACUAAAGAUUUGAAGAAAAAAUGGCUCGAACAAUUUCAGAUGGCUCUGUCAAAUAUACGACCAGACUAUGCGGACACAAGCUUUCAUGAGUUCAAAAUGCAUACUUUCAGUCGUGUGACAUCUUGCAAGGUCUGUCAAAUGCUUCUGAGGGGAACAUUUUAUCAAGGCUAUUUAUGCUCUAAGUGUGGAGCUGGAGCACACAAAGAAUGCUUAGGAAGAUUAGACAAUUGUGGCAGAGCUAAUUCAGGUGAACACGGGAACCUGAAACAUGAGAAACGAACGAAUGGAAUUAGAAGAAACUCCAGACACGUGGACCCAGGUUUACCAAAAAUGCAAGUAAUUCGAAACUACAAUGGAAUACCACAACCAGCGCCACAAGAUGGUCCACCGUUGCAUAUCCAGAUUGGGGACACUAUUGAACUCAUUACAGGCGAUGCGCAUAGCUUAUUUUGGCAGGGCAGAAAUCUAACAACAGGAGAGCUUGGCUUCUUCCCAAGUGAUGCAGUAAAGCCUAGCCCAUGUGUUCCUAAACCAGUAGACUAUUCGUCACAACUGUGGUUUGCAGGAGCAAUGGAAAGAUUACAAGCAGAGAGUGAGCUUAUUAACAGAGUAAACAGCACUUACCUGGUGCGGCACAGAACCAAAGAGUCAGGAGAAUAUGCGAUUAGUAUUAAGUACAAUAACGAAGUGAAACACAUCAAGAUUUUAACAAGAGAUGGCUUUUUCCACAUUGCAGAAAAUAGAAAAUUUAAAAAUUUAAUGGAACUUGUAGAGUACUAUAAGCACCACUCUCUCAAAGAAGGCUUUCGAAGUCUGGAUACUACUCUUCAGUUUCCAUAUAAAGAAUCUGAAAACUCAUCGGGUCAAAGGAGUAGCAGAACAGGUGGCAACUUGUUAAGCCCAAAGGUGAUAGGCAUUGCCAUAGCCAGGUAUGACUUCUGUGCAAGAGACAUGAGAGAGCUGUCCUUACUGAAAGGGGACGUUGUAAAGAUUUAUACGAAGAUGAGUGCUAAUGGCUGGUGGAGAGGUGAAGUAAAUGGAAGGGUGGGCUGGUUUCCAUCUACUUAUGUUGAAGAGGACGAAUGAAUUAAAUUUUCCUCUGCUGACCAGCAAUUUCAGGGAUUGUAAAAUUUAAUAACUUUAAAGUGUUAUUGGUCUUGUUAAGUAUUUAAGCAGCAGCGUUUUUGUCUGUCUGAACCUUCCAGUCUUAAUGUUGGGAUUUAUAACGAAAUUUCUGCUGACAGAAUAUUACCUUGCCCAGAGCUGUGCAAGAAACAACCUGCCAUUUUGCCAUCACUGGAGAUCAGUACAAAGUCCAAACUUCGCCUUCCCAGAAGAUCUCUGGAAAACAAAUUUCUUUAUUCUUAUUUCUCCCUGUAGUACACCAUGAAUACUAGCUAUGGCUGAAUAAUAGGUCUUUAGACCUUUAGAAUAGUAGACUUUAAUAAGUCUAUUUUCUUCUUGCUAACACCUGUGAUGGUACAAGGAGAUGAAGGCUUACUAUUCCUUAUCACCGCAUGCAGAAAACAGAGUUCAGUCAUUCCAGUAGGCAUAGACUUGUCUUGAAACAUCAAACCACCUUACUUAGCACCUUCUAUAUAGUUUUACACUCAAAAGAACCCCAGAACCCAAAACAAAAAAAACA